GAAGGGCAGGUACUGCAUGGGGCAACAAGGCUGGCCAGGCUGAUACUGCCCGACACAGCCUACCUAAUCUGGGUAUUAAGAUGUGAACGUGUUAUUGGGGACCGGGAAGUGCUGCCUGGAGAACUAGAGGAUGCCUAUGUGGAGCGCAGAUGGUUGCGCAUGGUGUCCAAUCGCUUACAGCUCGACUGUGCCCUGACGAGCAAGAGGGUGGCGGCAAAACGCCUUGUCCCGCCCACCACUGUCUGUGCGACUUGGGAGGGGACUCUCCAGGAGGAAGAUUGCCUGCCUGCGGACUGG
Trametes versicolor FP-101664 SS1 is the source of this 297-nucleotide messenger RNA. RefSeq lists its product as uncharacterized. Lineage: Eukaryota; Fungi; Basidiomycota; Agaricomycetes; Polyporales; Polyporaceae. The transcript has a single exon. The record is from RefSeq and is a predicted model, not a curated record. The annotation marks the transcript as partial.